AUGGCUGAACAAUUGACGCUCCGCGGUACGCUCGCCGGUCACGGCAAGGCCUGGGUGACGGCCAUCGCCACGUCGCGCGAGAACCCCUCGAUGAUCGUGACGGCGUCGCGCGACAAGUCGAUCCUUGGCCACUCGCACUUCGUCGAGGACGUCGUCAUCUCGUCGGACGGCCAGUUCGCGCUCUCGGGCUCGUGGGUCUCGUGCGUCCGCUUCUCGCCGUCGUCGGCCAACCCGCUCAUCGUUUCGUGCGGCUGGGACCGCCUCGUUAAGGUCUGGAACUUGACCAACUGCAAGCUCCGCACCAACCUCUGCGGCCACACCGGCUACCUCAACACGGUCACGGUCUCGCCCGAUGGGUCGCUCUGCGCCUCGGGUGGCAAGGACGGCGUCGCCAUGCUCUGGGACUUGAACGAAGGCAAGCGCCUCUACACGCUCGAGGCCGGCGACAUCAUCCACGCCCUCGUCUUCUCGCCCAACCGCUACUGGCUCUGCGCCGCCACGUCGUCGGGCAUCAAGAUCUGGGACCUCGAGUCCAAGGUCGUCGUCGACGAGAUCGUCCCCGAGUUCGAGGCCGUCGGCAAGAAGUCGCUCCCGCCGCACUGCGUCUCGCUCUGCUGGUCGGCCGACGGCGCCUCGCUCUUCGCUGGUUACACCGACGGUAUCGUCCGCGUCUACGCUGUCGGCUCGAACUAA
This is a messenger RNA of Saprolegnia parasitica CBS 223.65, 693 nucleotides long. Its product is annotated as guanine nucleotide-binding protein subunit beta-2-like 1. The transcript is spliced from 3 exons. Gene Ontology annotation, biological process: positive regulation of protein phosphorylation; rescue of stalled cytosolic ribosome. The record is from RefSeq and is a predicted model, not a curated record. Gene Ontology annotation, cellular component: cytosol; nucleus. Lineage: Eukaryota; Oomycota; Saprolegniomycetes; Saprolegniales; Saprolegniaceae. Bases 1 to 693 code for a protein of 230 amino acids. Gene Ontology annotation, molecular function: translation regulator activity; ribosome binding; protein kinase C binding.